Messenger RNA from Stylonychia lemnae, 882 nucleotides. The record is from the annotation of a GenBank genome assembly. NCBI's taxonomy places the organism in Eukaryota, Ciliophora, Spirotrichea, Sporadotrichida, Oxytrichidae.
AUGAAUCUUGGUGAGAACAAAAUACCCUCGGCUAGAUCAAGUGAUUUAAAACAAUCUGAGGUCAUAUAGAGGUCAAGGUAGAGCAGAUAUAAUGAAUUGGAGGAUGACUCAGGAAUAAAUGAUCCCUACUAUGAAUAGAAGGGAGAAAUAGUUGUAGGGAAAUAGGGUACAUAGGGUGAUCAGAUUAAAUUUGAGAAUAAUGAUAUCUUAUACAGAAGUCCUCAUCAUAGAUUUGAUGCUAAUAAUACUGAGACUAGAGCAUUACUAGAUGUAGAACAAUCAAGAUUCGAAAUUUAUAUACAACGAGUGAUGCUUUUAGGGACGAAAAGAUUCUUUAAGGGAGGUUGUUGGAACAUUUUUGACACAUUUGUCGUCUUUGGAUGUAUUUUACUAUUUAUUGCAAUGCUUCUUUCGAGAAGUGGGACUGUACUUAUUCUAGAAGAAUUAAGUGAGGAAAUUCUCUUAAUUACAUGGAGUUUAUUCCAAACAUUCAGAAUGAUAUUUAUUGCUAAGAAGUAAAAGCUUGCUUAGUAGAGUGCCAAAACUCUCAUAGACUUUACAAAUGUGAUGGAGAGUGAACCAGGUGAUUAAACUAUGAGAUAAGGUUACGAUGAAGUGAUAGUUUUUGACAUGAAACAAAUGGAGCAAAGAUAGUAGGAUUAACUUAUAACCAGUAGCAAUAAUGGAGGAGUAAGCAAUAGAAAGAGAAGCAGAGGAAGCUAUAAAUAAUAAAGACCAGCUUAUUCAAGCUAAUAUAGAAUCGAAGAUGAUGGGGGUAUAGAGCUAAAAGAUAUGGGUUAGAAUGAAAAAUAUAAGCACUAAGGUCUUGGGGGGUACGAUGAUGAAGAAAGUCUUGAUAACUCAUCCAGACUAGCAGAAUGA